CGUACUCGUGAGAGGGCCACUUCCAAGCUUCCAUGGCUGACUUGAAUUCUUCUCCCUUAAUCUCGUACUCCGACAGGAGAGCGCUUAGGCUUCUCUCAGACAACGCCUCUUAUCCUCUUUCUUCCUUCCUUCCAGCCACACCCCCGCCACCGCAGCUUGACAGCAGCAUAAAGCACCGCAUAAGGCCAUUCAUCCGACGUAGCUCGGUGCAAGAGGAGGAUCAUCGCGAGGGGAGAUGAGCCGCUCUGGAUCGUCGGAGAUGACACUUUGGUUCUCUGUUCUCAUUCUUUUGAGCGUCUCCGCCGUCGCCCAUCAUUUGGGCAACGAGACCAGCACCAAAGGUUUCAUAAGCCUCGACUGUGGAGGCGCCGCAAACUCCAGCUAUGAAGUCGAGAGCACGGACAUAGAGUACACCUCCGAUGACCGAAACAUAAGCGCCGGAGAGAGUCACAGCAUCGCAUCCAAUUACUUGAACUCGGUCUCAACACCACUACAGAACCUGAGAAGCUUCCCCAGUGGCUCUCGAAACUGCUACACCCUGACGACGGUGCAAAAGAACACGGCGUAUCUCGUGCGAGCAACCUUCAUGCACGGAGAUUAUGAUGGCUCGCGAAGCGCCGGCGGUGGCGCUCUGCCGCUGCAGUUUGACCUCCACAUCGACGUCAAUUUCUGUAAGACCGUGAACAUCACGGACGCAUCCACAGCCUACGCCGUUGAGGUCGUCGUCUACUUACUGGCCGAUUCCGUGUCAGUGUGCCUGAUAAAUACUGGUUUCGGCACCCCUUUCAUAUCUGUUCUGGAGUUGAGGCCAUUGAACGAGGCCCUCUAUACUGACGUUCUAAGCGGUACCACGAGUCUCGUCCUCUUCGUUCGACUCGACUUGGGAACCACGGCGAACGAGGUGGUAAGGUAUCCCGAGGACCGGUAUGAUCGGCUGUGGGAACCGUUCGUCUCCUGGUCCGAGAGGCUCCAUUUCCAGCCAUCUUUGGACUCCCUAAACACCACCUUGAACGUAACGAACAGCGUCGGUGAUCGGGUCGAGGCGCCGUUGGUGGUCAUGCAGACCGCGGCCGUCCCCCUCAAUUCCGACAAGUUGGAGUUCUACUGGGACUUCGCGGACUCGGGCGCCCCCGUCAACGAGUUCUACGCCAACCUCCUCUUUUCGGAACUUCUCCCGAACAACUCGCGGGCGUUCAACAUUUACCUCAAUGGCCGCAGCUUGUCCAACGACUACACCCCGCCCCAGCUCGUGUCGGACACCGUAAACAACGGUAACCGCCCCUUGACCCCGAGUCCGCGGUACCAGUGGACUCUCAACUCAACCAACUCGUCCUCCCUUCCCCCAAUCCUGAACGCGCUCGAGGUCUACACGCUUAUGCAUCUCAAGAACAACCUGACCGAUUCCGACGACGUUGCCGAAAUCAACAAGAUCAGGGUUCAAUAUAGUGUGAAACGAAACUGGAUGGGAGAUCCAUGUACUCCAAGCCAAUAUGCUUGGGAAGGCUUGAACUGUAGCAGCUCCGGUACUGACCUAACAAGGAUCGUGGCCAUAAAUUUGUCUUCAAGUGCAUUAAAUGGCCCGAUAUCCCCUAAUUUUGCGAUGCUCGAAAGAAUCGAGUCCCUUGAUUUAUCUCACAACAAUCUGACGGAAUCAAUACCUGAUGAUCUAGGAAACUUGCCAUUGCUUCGUGUCUUAGAUCUGUCAGGAAACGAUCUUACUGGAGAAAUUCCUGCUUCUUUACGUCAAAAAUCAGAUGCAGGGACACUGACAUUUCGAUAUGAUGGCAAUCGAUAUCUUUGUAUUAAUGCAACUUUUUGUGAGGCAACUCCUGGAAAAAGUACAUCAAAGAAGAUCUCAACAGUAGUUGUUGUGAUUCUUUGUCUAAUUGCUCUGCUACUACUUCUGGGGGUCAUAUUCUUCGUGUGGAAACUGAGAAAGUCAUCAGGUAAAAUCUCCAAAUUAGUAAGAGGACAUCGAGAUAACCCAUUCCAACUUGAGAACCGACAGUUCACUUACGAGGAGUUGGAGAAAAUAACCAACAACUUUAAAAAUGACAUUGGAAAAGGUGGAUUUGGUACUGUUUACCAUGGUUGCUUAGAAGAUGGUACUCAAGUUGCAGUCAAGCUGCGCUCUCAUUCAUCAUCACAAGGCACUAAAGAGUUUCUAGCUGAGGCCCAGAAUUUAAUAAGGAUUCAUCAUAAGAACCUUGUUUCUUUGGUUGGUUACUGCAUGGAUGGAGAUCAUCUGGCGCUGGUCUACGAAUUCAUGUCUUUGGGAACCUUACAGGAUCAUCUUAGAGGUAAGUCCAGCGGUGUCACCACUUUGACUUGGGGACAGCGUCUUCAGAUUGCAGUAGAAGCUGCACAAGGCCUGGAAUAUCUGCAUAAGGGUUGCAGACCGCCACUAGUCCAUAGAGAUGUGAAGACCACAAACAUCCUGUUGAGUGACAGUCUAGAAGCCAAGAUAGCAGAUUUUGGUUUGUCCAGGGCUUUUCAGAAUGAUGUCGACAGUCAUGUAUCCACAACUGUGGUUGGCACACCAGGAUACCUUGAUCCAGAGUACUAUUUCACCUACCAACUCAGCGAGAAGAGCGAUGUCUAUAGCUUUGGGGUGGUUCUAUUGGAGCUCAUCACUGGCCAACCUCCUAUUCUAAAACAUCCUCAACAUAAUGCUAGUUUAGUUCAAUGGGUGCACCAAAGACUCGCGACAGGGAAUAUCGAGGACAUUGUUGAUGCAAACCUGCAGAGUCUAUAUGAAGUGAAUUCCAUCUGGAAAACUGCUGAUAUAGCAUUUAAAUGCACAUCACGAACCUCCCAACAAAGGCCGACAAUGACUGAUGUUUUGAUGGAUCUUAAGGAGGGCUUGGCACUCGAGCUCGCUCGUGAGACAUCUGAGCUCCCAUCUAUGAGCGGCAAGAACUUGGAUGCAGAAAAUACUGGAAUAAGUCAGACUAGUACAAAUGAAAUACAAUACCUCGUGGGGUUUUCUCCAGCCGCAAGAUAAUGCCACCUGAGUAUUCUGUAUCUUGGAUCUCUGCACUUCCCAGAAGCUUUCUUUUAGUUAGUAUGGCUUUGUAGUUUGUUGUAUCUCCUUAAGUUCAAACUUAUUUCUAUACUGUCACUAAAAAUCUUAGUAGUCAUGUAUUCAUUUAUCAAUCCCACUGUGUUUUACCAUUUGCUUCAA
Musa acuminata subsp. malaccensis (wild Malaysian banana) is the source of this 3184-nucleotide messenger RNA. Its product is annotated as probable LRR receptor-like serine/threonine-protein kinase At1g51880. Gene Ontology annotation, biological process: protein phosphorylation. Gene Ontology annotation, molecular function: protein kinase activity; ATP binding; protein binding. The record is from RefSeq and is a predicted model, not a curated record. NCBI's taxonomy places the organism in Eukaryota, Viridiplantae, Streptophyta, Magnoliopsida, Zingiberales, Musaceae.